This is a messenger RNA of Haliotis rufescens (red abalone), 835 nucleotides long. Its product is annotated as complement C1q-like protein 4. The coding region runs from base 35 to 733 and encodes 232 amino acids. Gene Ontology annotation, molecular function: protein binding. NCBI's taxonomy places the organism in Eukaryota, Metazoa, Mollusca, Gastropoda, Lepetellida, Haliotidae. The transcript has 2 exons. The record is from RefSeq and is a predicted model, not a curated record.
AACUAGUUCAUGCUCACUUUAGGAGGAAGGUACCAUGUUUUUGUUCGUCAUAUUUUGUUGUCUUAUACUGCCGCCGUCAUGUCCCGGGUUGCUGUUAUCUUUAACAAAACCAGAUGGCAGCAUUGACACGCCAAUGCUCCUACAACAUAUCAGUGUGCUGGAGAAAUCCGUUGCCAGCCUCAAAGCCACUACAGCCGGCCUGCAAUCAGAGUUAGAUGUAACCAAGAAGGACCUCCAGGCAACUCAAAACGAGCUGCAAGUCACAAAAAGUGAUCUGCAGACAACCCAAACAGAACUUCAGAUGAGCAAUGCUGCACACAAUAACACUCCAGUGACAAGAAGCGUUGCGUUCCACGUAUCAGCGCCCUAUACUGCCAAGGCGGGAGUCCCACUAGAAUAUCAGUCCAUUCUCUACAAUGCAGGGUCCGCUUAUAACAUCACUUCAGGAAAAUUCACAGCACCAGUUUCUGGAACCUACAUGUUCUGGACGCAGCUUGACAUGAACCAACAACGCUCUAUGUUGUAUGUUAAGAUUAUGCAAUCUGGCCAACUCACGGCCACUGGCUUUGUGCAAACAGGCAAUGACGUGUAUCAGUCUGACGCUACAGCUGUCGUCGUCAACCACGUCAAAAAGGGCGAGGAAGUGUGGGUGGAACCAAAUGCCUCUAAAGACAUCGACAGUAACGACGGGUCCUAUUUUGGUGGUGUUCUGGUGUCCGGGUAUUCAAAUUAACCUUCUUUAAUUAACGACAACAUGGACAUGUCACCUGUCAGUUCGUCCUUCCAUGUAAGACUUUUCAUUUUGUCAGUGUGGAAUAAAAUAUGAAUAUUUUAA